CGGCUCUAACGGUGUCCCCGAGGCGCAGCUCCUGCGUGACGGUGCGGCUGCGGGCCCUGCAGCACCGCUCCCAGUGGACUAAGCGGGCGGGUAAAGCCUCUUAUUUAAUGCCUUUCGGUUAAACAAGAAAAUAACCGCAUCUCUCCACGAGGAGCAGCUCGUUUCUUUGAAUGCAAUGACUCAGCAGCUACAGGAUGAAUUUGACAGCAGCGUGGAGAAUGCAGAAGCUUGGAUGAAGGCCAUCCAAGAGAGACUGAGCAUCAAUGACAACACCAAGGGACCACGAUCUGCCCUAGAAGCCAGGCUGAGAGAGACAGAGAAAAUACGUGAUCUGGAACCAGAAGGUACGUUGAAAAUGGACUUGAUUCUCGCAAAGGCAGAUGCUGCUCUUCACUGUAUCAGUGAGGAUAAGAAACACGAAGUACUGUCUAAGCUGAGACAUAUUAAAGCCUUGUGGGAAGAGACUGCCAUUUACAUUACUCACUGUCACAGCCGUAUUGAGUGGGUCUGGCUGCACUGGAGUGAGUACCUGAAAGCGCAAGAUGAGUUUUAUAUAUGGAUUCACAACAUGAGGGUGACCUUGGAGCCUGACAUUGAGUUACAGCUUGGCUUAAAGGAGAAGCAGUGGCAGCUGAGCCAUGCUCAGGUUCUGUUGAAUGAUGUCUUAAAUCAGUCGGUCCUUCUGGAAACGCUGCUAGAGGAAGCUUCUUCCCUGUUCAACAGGAUAGGUGACCCCAGUGUUGAUGAGGAUGCUCAGAUGAAAAUGAAGGCGGAAUAUGAAAGCAUCAGGGAAGAAGCUCAGAGCAGAGUGAAAUUGCUUGAAAAGAUAACUGAAGAACACAAGAAGUACAGUGCUAACAUCAACCAGUUUCAAUCGUGGCUGAAUGGUGUGACAGAAAGAUUAAACUGCUGCAUUGGAGAAACAACCAAGUCUUCAGCGGAGGACAGACUAAAGGCACUGAAGGAAAUUGCCAAAAAUAUUAGGAACGGUGCAAAGAAAUUGAAGCACCUUGAAAAUCAAUGCGCAGAUGUGAUUCAAAAUACCUCCCCACUGGGAGCUGAGAGAUUGAAGGAUGAACUCGAUGAGCUGAGAAAAGCCUUGGAGAAGUUGAAACUGCUGAGCAAUGAGGAGGAACAGAGAUUGCUCAAGAUUCAACAGUCAGAAAGUGCCUACAAGUCCCAAGCCAGACAGUUAGAAGCAGAUAUCCAGGAAUUCAGAAAAGGUCUACAGAAACUAGAAAAUGAUCUGGACACUGGGGAAAGGGAAAAGACUGAAGAUGAGUUUGUAGCUCAGUGGAGAAAAUGCAAUGCAACAAGAGCAGUUCUGGCUGCAGAAGAGUCGAAGGUUGAGAGGCUGAAGGCUCAGCUAAAGGAACUGCUGCGGUUUUCCCAGGAUGUGCAGCCACACGCUGAUAGUGUCAUCUCUGCAAUACGGGAAUAUCAAAGUGUUAAAGGAAAGACAUCUAAAAUGAGCACUGAUGCAGAAACUCAACUGAGCAAACUUUUCCAAAAUCCCCUGGAAAGUUUUGAACAAUGGAAGCUAACUGUCCAGAUGCUUCUGGAGACUCCAGAUCCAGCGUUGGAUCAGAUUGAGGCUGCUCUAGCUGAAAGUUCACAGUUCAAAGAAAAGCUGAUGACAUUACAGCUGAAGAAAGAUUUGCUAACCAAUAUUCUUGGAGAGGAAAAAGCAAAAUCCUUCCUGGAAGACGUAGCCGAAGCUUCAAAGGAGAGAGAAAUUCUACACAAAAAUCUACUGCAAAGAAAAAGCAAACUCCAGAAUUUGAUACUGCAGUAUAAGGACUUUGAUGCUGCUUUUGCACCUUUGCAGAAGAAAUUAUUUGCCAUCAAAGCCAAACUAGACUUGGAGAAUGAACCACAGCCUAACCUUUUGGGUAAAAAGACACAACUCCAGAGACUCCAGAUGAUCCAAGAUGACUUGGCAGAGCUUGCAAUUCAAAUGGAAGAGGUAGAGAAGCUUGUUCAGUCAAAUGCAACACAUAGACAUGAAAUGAAUCAACUUAUGUCUGACAUUCAGGCCCUGAAGAGAUCACUGGAGAUUAUGAUACAGCAGUCUGAAGAGCAUGUUCAGAAGCACUGGGCAUUUAAUGACAAACUGUCUGACCUCCAGCAGUGGAUCACUGCAACCACUGAGAAGAUUGGCUCCUACCAGGGUGCUGAUGUAAUGCAGAGCAAUGAGAGCAGGGUGGCAAACCUUGAGAGAUGGCUAGCUGAGUUUCCAGAUAAGGAGAUCCAGCUGCACCUUGUGGAAGCUCAUGGCCAGCUGGUCAUGGAGAAUUCUUCCCCAGAAGAGACUGCCCAUGUUCAGGCAGAGCUGGAUCAGCUGAAGGAGUCUUGGAGAUCACUGAAAGAAAUGGCAACUGGUCUUCUCAAAAGGUGGCAGUUAAACAGACCAAUGGCUGAUAAGAAGAAUAUAAUAUCUGUGGAUAGCAGACACAAGUCUGGACCAGUCUUCCAUUCUUUAGAUCUCAACCAUAAGCAGGAGAAGACAGCAGAAGGGCAAAGAGCAAGCAGCCACCUUAAGCUCCUGCUUGACUUUGAAGACUGGUUACAAGGAGAAAACACCAAACUCUCCAAAAUUCUUGCUGUGAAUUUGUCUUCCACAGAGGAAAUCAAGACACGCCACAAAGAACUGGAGGAGCUGCAGGCUCAUGUGCCUGAUGGUCAGCGUCGCUUUGAGGACCUUCUUCGUUUUCAUCCUGUCAUUGGAAAUUCUGAAGAUCUGGAAGACCUGCGUUACCGUUGGAUGCUUUACAAAUCUAAACUGAAAGAAUCCAUGAGUUCGCCGAUUACUGGAUCUUCAGAAAAACCAGACAGAUUCAGAAAGAAGCGCUCUGGAGGCAUGUGCUCUUUCUUGCAUCGAGUAUGCUGGGCAUCGCUACCCUUGCAACUGCUCCUCUUGUUCCUCCUGCUCCUGGCCUUCCUCCUGCCCCUGGCAGAGAAGACGCACAGCUGCACACUGGCCAACAACUUUGCCCGGUCCUUCAACCUGAUGCUGAGAUACGAGGGUCCACCUCCAACCUAACUGCUUGGCACGGCAAGAGGUGACUCACAGAACUACAGACUCACUUUUUUAAUAAUUGCAAGUAUUGUAGAUCUUAGAGCUUCUAAUAAGGCUGUUUUAUCAACUGGAUAUAUCACAAAAAUGCGUCAUAAAAAUAGUCCACACUGUUCAAGCAUAUGAGCAAAAUUAAUAUUUUUACAGUAUUUUGUUAUUAUAUUUAUAAUGUGUAUAUAGAGAUUGUGUAUGAGUGUGUAUAUAUAUAGAUACAUAUAAAUAUAUAUAUAAAUGCACAUCUGUGGCCCUACAAACAUUCACCAUCCACUCAUCCACUGUUUGGGAGCAAUCCUGCAGUAUUUCUCUUUUUACUGUCUUUCAGCAAGGGCCACUGAAUGAUGGUUUUGCUGUUGUUAUUUUGGGUGUUACUUAAAAUCAGCUUUUUGUUAUUUACAAAAAAGUCAUCAUGUAUGCAAAGAUCUGGGCAUGCACCAGAGUGCAAAUAGGAGAACGAACCAUUUACAGAGGCUGACAUUUAGCCGAGGAAAAAUGGGACAAUCCUAUUUAAAAUCUUGAUCUGUUUUUUCAGUAUUCAGAUGCAGGUACUGCAGAAGGUAAUGGAAAUUUUUCUGCUGAGUUCAAUAGGUGUGGGGGUGGGCAUUCUCUUGUUCUCGUUUUUUACCAAUUACUGUGUUCUCCAACCCACCUGAAUCAGGAGAGGUAGAAUACAGUGGGAGGAAAGCUGGAAAAAAAAAAAUGACUUUUUAUGAUACAUCUCUGCAGAGAACCUUUAAAAUAAGGUCAUAAUUUUCUGAACAAAUUCCUGAGCACUGAACAGAACUUUAUAUCAGUGAUUUUGUCUCCAAAAAGCAGUGGAGUUUUUUGUUUUGUUUUGUUUGUUUUGUUUUGUUUUUUACUUUAUGCAGAGGCAUUCAGGAAUGGAUCAUAAAGCCUGAACAGUGUGAUACAGCCUGCUUCAAUGUCAGCAUUACAAAAGUCAGAAGUACUUUAAUAAUACCAUCCUGGAAACAAGAUUCAUUCCUAGGGUGUUUUUACAUAAUGGUUUGUUAAACUGGUGUAAACUUAAUGUAUCAAAAUAUAGAUUUCUCUACAUUCUAAAGGCUUGAGAUGAUGACAAUUUGCCAUUUAUGUUCUAGCUUCAUGCCUGAUUUAUAAAAUUUUUAAAUGUACAUUUUAACAUGGCGUUUUAAUGUAAAAGCAAACCUCAGCUUUACUGUGAUGAAACCAUUCUUGACGGUGCUUUACCUCAUUGGUUCAUUGAUUCCUGAGAGAAAAGGAAAUUCUAAAUUUCUGAAAUUUUUUAUCAUUUCUGAGAGCUACAUCUAAAUUUCCUUGCAUUUGAACCAGGAGGAAAAUAAAUAGAAGAAAAAGAGAAAAAUUUAACAGAAGAAACAGUUAUUUUUCCCAUCCUGGCUUUCUUGUAGGAGAAGCUUGUCUUGUCAGUACCAGCAGGUGGUAUUUGGUGUUUUCCAAAUAAGCUUCCAAAUAAUAUCAAAUCUUGUACAGGUAAAUUAUUUAGUAGCUGGGGGACUAAAGAAGGGAGUUGUUUUUCUUUAACAAAAUCAUGAAAGUUUUGCUAAAUUAAAAAUAAUAAAAUCAGCAAAAUAUGACUAGAACUGGAAGGCAUAGCAGCAAGCAGCUCAUAGGCAUGGAGAGAAGGAGAAAAAGCAGAUGUGAAAAAUAGAUAAAGACAGAGAAGGAGGAAUUUAUAAAGCCUAGAAAGUCUCUUGAAAAAUAAUAAGGCUCUAAGCAGGAAAGGUUUCUAAGUGUUUUUGAUUCCCUCUCCCUGCAAAAGUACCGAAACUACCACAUAUUAAACACCUUUUCUUCAGUAAGAGUUGUCAACAGGGCUUUUCCUCAGUGUUCUGGGGAGACUCUUCUGCCAUCAGCUCUCUUUUGCUGCUUCCCCAUACUGCUUCCAACUGCACUGCUUUUUCUGGAAUUGCAUAAAAAUGUCAAAUUUCUGCAAAGAGAGUAAAUGAGACUAUAUAACAAAGAGAAAAGAUAGCAAGAAAGAUAUUUGGGUAGAGUACAAGGGGAAUGUGAAGAGGAUCUGAACUGGUGCAAGUGUCAGGAGGCAGCAGGAGAGAUGCAGAUGUGGACUGAAGCAGGGAGGUGAGGAGCAAUGCUGAGUGAUAACUAAAUGCAUUCCGAUCUAAGCAGAGAGUGAGGAAAGGCAGAGUCUGAUUUCGGCCACGGAGGAGCCAGAUGGAGAGCUAUAAGUCAUCAGAGAGUGGAGUGAAUGAAUUCCUUCUUUGCAAAUGUUCCUUCUGGAGGCGGAGGACAUGCCUCCUUCUCUCCCCUCAUUAGCUGUUCAAGAAUCAUGCACAUUACUGCAAUGCUUCUCUAAAAAUUGCUGCCAGCCCCAGGGGAAGAACCCUGUAGCUCUGUAGCGAGGAACUAAUCAUCAUCCACAUCUCCAUUUCAAAUUAAACACUGACAAAAGAGAAGUGUGGGGGAAGAGGGGCAGUAACAGAACCUGCGCUAUGUGGUUCCGUGUAUGUGUGCACUGUUCUCUGGCAUAGUCACAUUGCCUUCCCUUUUCUUUUUUUUUUUCUUAUUUUUUUGUCUUUCCAUAUGAGGAAACUAAAAGUGAUGAAAAAGAAAUUAAAAAUAAUGAGGAAAAGUAUAGCUACAGGGGAAACCAGCAGGGAGAUGCACAAGUUUUCCACAAACUCUCACAUCAGAUUUCUUUUCGCCCUGCCUUUCUAAUCUGGAUGACUUUUAUAGGUUGACAAAUGAAUUUGAUACCCCAGGAGUAUGCCACUGGGUAAAAAUAUUUUGAAGAAAGGACCGUAACAGAACAAGUGCAUCACAACCUUGAUGUUUCAGUGUUGUGACAGUUGGAAAAAAAAAAUAAUAAUUGUGACAAAAGCUCUGUUGCUGCUGGUUUUGCAUUCUGUAAAUCCUCUGUCUAUAAUCUUGGAAUUUUUACUUUAAAUCUCAGUAAAUCUAUUCUCAUUAACUUGAGUAAUCUCACGUAAGUGAUGAAUCUUUCUACAUCUUUGCAAUGGAAACUAUUCAAAGCACAGGACUUUGAUUUUCAUAGCAUUUAUAACAAAUUCACUUCUUCAUAAUGCCAUUGGCCUCACUUUCCAAUGUGGGUGUGAGAUGAAAAUUAGGCCCUUUGUUUUUCUAAGAGGAAAUUCUAGAUAUCACAAAAGUAAACUUGAGAUGUAAAUCCAAGUUUGUCUUCUUUUUUAUUCCCCCCCUUUUUUUUUCUGAAAAGUUAAAGGUACUGAUAGCUGGAAGUGUGCAUAAAUAUUGAUCAAGUCAAUAGAAAGAACUAUGAAAACAAAAGGCACUUCAACUUCCAGGAAACUGAGCUCAGCUCAGAUUCCCAAAAGCACAAACUAACUCAUAUUAUUUCCAAAUCCAUCCUUGAAGUCUUGAGCACUGUUCUUAACGUCUGAAUCUUUGCUCACAGGUUAUUUGGGGAUUACACCCUUGCUUUUGUGCCUAUAAAACCCUCAGCUCAUGGAUCUCUGACAUCUGUACGUAACUGAGAUGUUUUGUAACUCAGCUUCAGAUUGGGGCCCCUGUCUUAAAACGUCCCUUACCAAGAUCUAGGAUGUACAAAACAGAUAAGCAUCUAUACUUGAAUGCUUCCACUACUUUAACAUGGAUUUUGCCAGUCAGAGUGCCAAAGCCCUAUAAGAUAGAUUAUGUUCAAAAUUAUAAACUGUUUGUGCAUCUGGCUCAGGCUACAUAGCCCACAUUGUGUGUAGAUACCCAGCCUGUUCACAGAGCAGAUUUCUCAUGUUUCUGUCCAAGCUCUCUUGCCUGCCCUAUUGGAUCCGGCAGUUGAUUGACCACAUUAAUGACUCUUCAGUGUUGAAGGCAAAAUCCUAUACUCUGGUGCCAAUGCAUUAAAGUAAGACUUCUGCACAGCCCCAAGGGCACAGUUCGAACUCAGCCUUUGGAGUGAAAGCAAGCCUACUUUAUAAAUUGUAAUUGAUUUUGUAGCCAGAUGCUUUCAACUGAAUUUUCCAUGACUGCAAUACUGUGAGGUAGAAAAUUGUUAUUGUGCCACGUGGCCCCUUCUCUAAUUCCUACUAGCAAUUUAGAUUGUAUUAAAUAUUAUUUAUAUAUGCACUCUCCAAAAAUCUUUUUAUGAAAAACAUGUUCAGUUCUUCACAUGCAUUAAAAACAUCAUAUUGCCGUGUAAGCACAGAAUGCAUUUCCAGAAUGAUAAUCAUUUAUUCCAAAAUACCGGCUUGUUUGUCCUGAAUGAGACAAUAACCUAAUAGAAACAGCUGAUAAUUGCUGGAUAAUUUGCAGAGCUUUACAAUGAGUUUCCAUUUCUCCAUUGCUGUUUUUGCUGGGAUAAUCAAAGGCCUCAGAAAUAACAAAUGUCUCCAAGAAAAAUGCCAUCACAAGAUGGUCGUAUGGUAGUUUCUAACACGUCAGUGUUGUGUUCUUUUAAACUACUUCACGGCCUCAGGAGUUUGCUCCGUCUGAUCUUUUCUUCAAUAUCAAAUAGGAAAUGUUUUACUUCGAUGUGUGUGCAUACACAUCUCAUUAACGCUAAGGAGGUUUGAAGAUUUCAUAGAUGGGAAUUCCUUUAACUUGUAUUGACAGGAAAGUGCAUUGUCUCCUUUAUAACAAAGAUUCCCAGAGCAAAAAGAGUUUUUUAGAAUAACUGAAGGUUACAGAUAAAAUAAUUAUUGCCUAUAUGAGUUUACAGAAGAAAUAGCUUUGCCUUUAAAAAAAUACCACUGUAAGUUGCCCAGCAAAUAUAUUUGCUAGGCGUCAUAGUUGUCUCUCAGGUCACAGGUUAUGUACCCAGCUGGUUGUAAGAGAUGCUUUUGGAGACUUUACUGUCUAUUGAUUAGUAUUAUUUGCUUAUCUGCAGCUGAAAACACAUAUGACCAAUGGACUAUAUCGUCUUCUUCCAGAGUUGCUGGGGGCUAUCAGGGAUAUUCUCAGUAGUUCUCAGAUCACUGACCUGCUCUGAGCCAGUACAGAUCUAGUGCAUUAAUCCAGUGUCAGUGGUUGGCAGCUCUGAGAAGCCAGUUUAUUAAAAUACUAAAGAUAACAUUGUUGGUACAGACAUCAUGAUUCAUUCAGAAACCAAUCGUACUGUUUUUGCCAUAUUUAAACAUAAUUAUAGAUAGGUUAUGGUGGGUUAAAAUCAAAUUAGUCAUACAUGUUGGAAAACUGUGUGGCAUGUUUUAGUCACUUUUUGACUGGCACAAAUAUGUCUAAGAAUUACUGGUUUAUCUUGCACUUCCUCAAAGGUAAAACAAAGCAAAGAUGCAUGAAUAUAGCAUUUUUUAAAAAUUAAUAAUCUCUUAUCUAUGCAAUUUAAAAUAUGAAUGUCUACCAGAGAGUUAUCACUAGAUAUGGAAAACAAAGAAAUAUGUGUUAGAAAUAUACCAAAUCAAGCAGUAGCCUGAAUGACACCUGUUACCUAACCUACCUCAGAAAUUGCCAGAUGUUAGAUAGUAGCAUCAGUGAGCCAUCCGCCCUCCUAUUAAACUGUGUGAGAGAUCAAACUGCACUACUGAAGGUAUAAUAUCUCAGUGGCAGGAGACAUCAAAAGGCAACCUGGUAUCUCGAUGCCAGAGAUGAACAUGUAGGAUUGACUUAACAAAAGCUACCCAGAUCUAAUGGCACAAGAACAAGCUUUGGCCAUCUUGCCUGCCUGACAAAAUUUUCACCAUGGCCAUCGACAUCGUCCAGUUUCACCUUGCUGACUGUGCAAAGAGGUUUCCUUAGGCAGUUUCACUAUAGGUGAAAUAUGAGCUUCAAGGAUUUUUUUCUCUUAAAAAUGCAGAAUAAACUGCUAAUUCAAACACCUCAGUGACAGAUUAAUUGUAGGUGGUAGGCGCUGAUGCUCCAGGAAAAGAGACAGGAAAUGCUAUUGUAGAUAGAAAGAUAAUCAUAGAGAUCUCUCUUCAAUUGAUAGGAAUUAGAGGUUCAUUAUGGAACUGAAAUAGGAAUUCAUUUCCAAGUAAAUGCUAAAUGUGGCCUCCAGUCUUUUGGACUUGGGGGUUGAGCUUAUUUGAUACCUUAUUAAAUGCUAGUGGCUUUCUGGCUCCUAAGCAAUGAUUUCCACAUCCUCCCUACAAGCUGUGUGGAAGAGGUAUUCCAAUGAACUGACUUUGCAUUGGUGGGAAUUGUUUGACUUUCUUUUUCUGGCCCCUGAGUGUUGAAUCCAAGGAAACAGGAAGACAGACCAGUGUUACUGUCUCCACAUCAUUUGUCCUCUUUCUUUUAUCACAUCACCUCUACUUUGUUUCCUUAUUAAAGUGAACCCAGUCUUCUCUGCCACUUAUUAUGUUGAAAGUCACCAUGCACUUGACCAUUUCUGUCACCAUUCUCUUACACAGCACAGAUUAGCCUACCCUUUGAAUGUGUAUUGUGGCUUUUCUCAACAGAGACCCACAAAACAAAUCCCAGCUAAUGCCUUUCCUUGCCCACACCCAGUCCUGUCUCCUGUGUUCUCUCCCAGCUGAACAUCCUAAUCCAAGCCUGGUGGCCUGCCCUGUCUUCUCCCCCACUUGCAGUUCUUCCUGCAGAUGCUCUGCCCUUUCCCAUUUCCACCUGUACCAGAACAGUCUUUGGAGCCAUCAAAGGGGCUCUGGUCCCUGCCACCAUCUCUCCUGAGCCUCCUGACCAGGUCUUGCCUUCUGUGGUAGCUCAGAGACUGUCCUCAAUAUUCACAUCUGCAGCUUGGCGUCCAAAGAACUGCUAAUAAACCAUUAUUGGUAAUGAAAGCCCUGCCCUUAGUAUUGUUCAUAGCCUGCCUAAGUGCUUUUUCUCUUCUCUCUAAGCAGAUUUUGAUUGCUAAUCCAAUCAUUGCACAAAGAAAAUUGCCCAUUAUUUGGCAAGGAGGGACAGAGUUUCAGUUUCAGCUUUUAUUACCCUUGGUUGUUGCUGCCACUACCAUGUGCCACUGAGCUGGACUGUCUCCUCAGUGCACUGUGCCCUUGAGCUGCCUGGAAUGGCUGAAUGUCCUGUUACACAUCAUCAUAAGCCAGGAUCUCUUUUUUUAUUUUCUGUUUUGUUAGAAAGAAAAGUUGUCAAUUUUGUCAAGGUGGUUUAAUUAAGCUCCCUAACAAACUAUUUUAUCAAUUUUAUUUGAUUGAAAGAUAUAUGUUAAAAAAGAGAGGGGAGUUUGGGGCAGCUGAAAACCAAAGGAAGGCUGCAGCCUGCCGGCUGACACCCAUGCUUUGCAUGAGGCCUUCAGUCACAGCCUGGAAUUGUUACUGCUCCUAAAUGCCCCUGCUUUCAAAACGAAAUUGGUUUUUGUUUGUUUUUUUUUUUUGUUGUCGAGUAUAAUAAGCAUUGAACACCACAAGCUUGGUUUCACUACAGAUAUUAAUACUCUGUAUGGUACUUUCCAUGGUUAAGAAAUAUAUAUGUGUGUAUAUAUGAGGGCUACUCUGAAAUUAAUGCCUCCUAUGUUAUUAUGUUGGCCCAUGAUGUCAGAGGCAGAUGUUGGUGGUAUGGCAGUAGCGGCUGAACCUUCCCACCAAUAUUCUGUUCCAUUUUGUUGCUGUGUGACAGACGACAGAAGAGGUACACUCUGACAAAUUGACAUCUGACAUGGAAGCACAGAUGAAGCAAAGGCUUGUCAUUGAAUUCCUCCAUGUGGAAAAAAUGGCACCCAUUGACAUCCACUGAUGCUUGGAGGAUGUCCUGGGAGACAAAGUGGUGGAUGUGAGUCCACUGAGGGAAUGGGUGGUGCAUUUCAGCAGUGGUGACAGCAACGGUGGAUCACCUCCACUGGUGUAGAUUUUUACCAGCAUGGCACAUAGGUUCUUAUUCAUUGCUGGCAAAAAUACAGAGCUAAUGCUGGUGACUAUGUUGAAAAAUAGAGUUUUGUAGCUGAAAAUUUGCUCCAUCAAAUACUGCUACUGUGCUUUUUGCAUCUGCGAUAAUUUCCAUGGAAAGAAAUAGGAGGCAUUACUUUUGGAGCUACCUACGUACAUGUAAUGGGGUGUGUGAUUAUUGUUCUACUUAAAGAAAGAUGACAUUCCACUUCAGUGUAACUUUCAAGUGCAGCUUUUAGAAGAAACUAUGUCUUAAAAGGAAGCUGAGGAUGUUUAGAGGUAUGUGUUUAAUGAGCUUUAGAAGCUUUAAGUCAGGGCUUCAGCCUCUAAGGUGAAAAGCAUCCAGGAUUAUUUCCCAUUACCUUCCCAGAUCAGAUCCUGUAAGAGUUUAACCUGGGAAGCACAGGCUGAGCACCGGCUAUUUCUGAAGGUAUUUGGAUGCUGCAUGUUUUCAGUGUGUGUCCAUUCUCAAACAGCAGUUCCUGCUCUGUACACUUGGUUGACUGGAAGUCAGCAAUGCUUCUUUGAAACCUUGACUGGUUUUGUCUCAGUGAAUGCCUUGCUUUUGAUCAUUGUCAUUAUUUCCAUUUCUUCCUUCUAAUUUGUGUUAACCCAGUUUAUCACUGAUUCCAGGAGAGUGUCCUCUACCUGCCCAGCCUCCAGGCUGCCUUCUUACCUUCUCAUCUCUUGCGGCGUGCUGGACCACUGUGAAACAAUUUUAUGAGCAAUAUCACUGGUGUUGCAUUCUUCUGUCACUGUCUGUUGUAAUACGUAAUACGCUGCACUGAUGUUAAAUGUAGUAGGAGACCCAGAAAUGGCAUUAUUGUUUGCUAGCAAUAUAACUGACUUGCAGUGCUUCUGCACAGGACUUGUCCUCACUUCUCAAAACAGCUGGCUGUCUCGGGCCCAAUUUAAUGAACAAGGCUGGAUUAUAAACAACCUUGGGUCCCCUCACCAGCACGCCAUCAAUCUUACUUCCACCCAUUUUUGUACUUUUGUUUAGAAGCUAGAAGAAAAUUUAAAGAAAUGUGCUGAGAAUCCCUUCUAGGAUGCAUAGAUAUCACAUAUGGUUCACCAAAAAAAUAGAAGGAAUCUACUCCUGUUUUGAACAAAAUUAAUAAGAGCUUCUAAAUAAUGUAUUUAAAAGUUAUCAAGAUCAAACCAAGGUGAAGUUUUCUAUAAUCAAUCCACUCUCUACUUUUAAUAUUUAAGUCAGCAAAUAUCAAGCUAUUCUUUUAUAAGUGGCAUUGAAUGAAAAUGAGAACGCUGCAGAAUUAGAGGUUUAUUGAUACAGUUCUCAAUUCCACCUGUGUGCCACAUGUUAGAUCACCUGUUUCUGGGCACCAAGAAAACCCAAGGCUGUUCACAACAAGAGCACACGUUGUGAACAGUUUUAAUUCUUCAGAGCUCCUCUGAGGGCCCAGGGCUGGCAGUGGGGAGGAGCAGAACCCCAUGCCCUCUGCAUAUUGAAACCCUUCCUUGAGUUCUGCCCCCCUCCCCACCAGCCCAGCUUCUCCUGAAUGCUAAUACUUAAGUAGAACAGAAAUGUUAGGAGCAAUUACAGCGUGAACAUCUCUUCUUGUUUAUGUAUAGUAGCUGAUAGGAGAGUCUGUAAUAAUAAUCAGUGUUUAUACAUGUGCUGUUCAAUGUAACCGCUGGGUACAAAAUACUUUUCAAGUGUCACAAUAACUGGAUUGAUGUCACUUUUUGCUUGUAUGAAUAAUUAUUUGCAUUGCAGGGACCAGUGCCACUUUUGUCAUGUUAUUUAUGAUUUUAAAAUACAUUUGUGAUAAAUUAGGCUCGUUCCUAAGGUAAACAAUACCAGAGCCAAGCAGCUGCCUCUGUACAUGUGCAUGUUAUCACAGCUGAUAUCAAGACCAAGGCAGACUCCUUGUCUUGCCCAGACCUUUCCUUAACCUUUCCGGCUUAUUCAGGGAAAUGUGGACCAGUCUAUUUUCUUAUAAAAGUGGCUUUUUGAAAAGAUAAACUUAUUUUUUAAAACCUUUCUUUGUAUGAGUAUUGAUUCAGAAGGACUGUAACACUCAUAUUUUUCUAAACUGCCUAUUGCCUGUUGGAAAACGAUAUAUAAAUAUAUAUUUUAUUCUACAGAUUUCCAUGUAGUUUUGAAGAUCUUUGUUUUCAUAUAUGUCCUCCUGUUUGCUAGAAUUAUCUCCAGGAGCUGUAAGCUUCUGUAAAAUGUCUCUAUGAAAGCAUGUAAAAAUAGAACUGCAUAGAAAGACUGACUUUAUUUUUCAUUUAAAUUGCCGAAACUAAGUUGUCCUUAGUGUUAUUUUACACAAGAUGUACGGAAAGAAAUCAGGUCAUUUUUUUGCAAGUCUGGGCUGUGUUAUGUAGCACUUACUAAAAAGUCUUGACUGAAAAUCAAGAGAGUUUAUGCUGGAAAUGGUGCCAGCUUGGGGCCUGAUUCUGGAAUUAUUCACACUGUUUAAGAACUUAUUUCACAAACAGUCCCGUGAAAUUUCACAGGACAAAUUACAAAUAAGACCCUCUGAUAGAUGAAUAGCAGUGCCAGGCUCGGGCCCUUUUACAAUAAAGAAUGAGACUUUUUAGCUGGGGAAGAGGUUAUAUUCUCAGUGCCUCAGGACAGCAUUUUCAUUCCCUUCUGCGCUGCGAACCUGCUCCUUCUGCAGCUGAAACAGUGGAUUAAGCACCCACUGCAAUAGAUAUUUGCAGAGCAAUCUUGUGGAAAUGGCCUGAUUUCAUUCUUCAGAGCAGCAGCAGGGGCACCUGGGCAGUGGAGACCGACAGUGUGUGCUGUGAUCGUGGUGGAGCAUGGCAGGAAUUCUACUGUCUGCCUUCAAAAUUACUGCUUGUUCAUCAGCAUUGCCAAAAGUGUAUUUUCUCAAGUAAAAGAAUCUGAUUCCGUAUGACUUUUCCAGGAGUAAAGGGCAGCUGGGUUGUUCUGUGAUCAGGCCACAUUAUUCUGAAAGUUUAUCCUUUAAUGACAAAUGAAAUAUGAUGUGGCUUUGCUGUUGGCAAGCAGGAUAAAGAGACUGGAAGUUCCUAACCCUUAGCCCCAGCCUUGUGUCUGUGCUGAUGCUCCACUCUUACCAAUGAACUGUGUUGCCUCAAGUUACAAAGUCAGAAUAUUUCACUGCAUGUACCCUUUUCUGUAAUGAAAAAAAUAUGUAUUUGGUGUUGCAGUUAUAAUGCAGUAAAUAAACACAUACAUAGUUCUUUUUAAA
Molecule: messenger RNA, 14024 nt
Organism: Meleagris gallopavo (turkey)
Lineage: Eukaryota; Metazoa; Chordata; Aves; Galliformes; Phasianidae
Gene: SYNE3
Product: spectrin repeat containing nuclear envelope family member 3
Biological process (GO): nuclear migration
Cellular component (GO): meiotic nuclear membrane microtubule tethering complex; cytoplasm; nuclear outer membrane
Molecular function (GO): actin filament binding
Source: RefSeq, a predicted model, not a curated record